UCUCCCUGAAGUGUUCCAGACUAUAGAUCGAUUUAUAAAAAAAAAAAUGACACAAAUUUGAUUUAAGUAGAAUCUCUUCUUAUGUUUGCAUUGAGGUCUUUCCCUCAACCAUCUGGAUGAGUGUUGCAUGUACCCUUUUUUCCAGGACUGAAAAUUAUCACCAAUUGAUGAAAAAAAACCUUUGUCUCCUCUUCACAUCGUCACUAAGAAGUGACACGUACUGUUCCCUGUAGGAAACACCUGCAGAACUUUCUCAGAAUGGCUCUCAACAUCCCGGGUCUAGUCGUAAUGGCAUUGUUCUACAUCGUGAUUUUGGGUACAGGCAUUUGGGCAUCCAUGCGCUCCAAGAGGGUGGAGAAAAAAUGCACAGGAGGCGGCAUGGAGAUAACACUCUUGGCUGGACGCAACAUUAACUUGCUUGUUGGGAUUUUCACUCUUACUGCAACGUGGGUGGGUGGAGGUUUCAUUCUAGGGAUUGCUGAGGCAACAUACAACCCAACACUUGGUGCAGUUUGGGCACUCAUGCCUGUGCCUUAUGUCGUGACCUUCUUCUUAGGUGGCUUCUUCUUUGCCAAGCCUAUGAGAGAGAACAAGUACAUGACAAUGAUGGAUCCUUUCCAGAAGAAAUACGGGAACGUCCUGAGCAGUGCACUCAUCUUUCCUGCGCUUGUGGCCGAUGUGCUUUGGGUGGCACGCACACUUGUCAGCCUGGGUGGGACCAUGAGGGUGAUCCUGGACCUGCCUUAUGUCUACUCCAUCAUCAUCUCUGCAGUGGUGGCCAUCGUCUACACCCUGCUGGGAGGGCUGUACUCUGUGGCCUACACUGAUGUCAUCCAGCUUAUCCUCAUUUUUGUUAGCCUGUGGGUGUGCGUUCCCUUUCUGUUGACCAAUCCUCACUCCAUGGACAUUUCGCUCACAGCGUACAACCAGACUUUCCAGGCCCCCUGGGUGGGCACAGUGGAGCUCAAUGAGGCCGGCAAGUGGUUUGACGACUUCAUGCUGCUGGCUCUGGGCGGAUUGGCCUACCAGGCGUUCUACCAAAGAAUCCUUUCCUCCUCAUCUUACACCCAGGCUCAAGUGACCUGCUUUGCUUCAGCAGCCUUCUGCCUGGUGCUGGGUAUCCCAUCUAUCCUGGUUGGGGCUGUGGCUGCAUCUACAGACUGGAACUCAACUACAUAUGGAUUGCCCAGCCCGUAUGAGCGCAGUGAAGCGGGAUCCAUUCUCCCUAUUGCAUUGCACUUCCUCACACCCACCUAUGUGUCCGUCAUUGGCAUUGGAGCUGUUGCUGCUGCUGUCAUGUCCUCCAUGGACUCCGCCCUACUCUCCUCGGCUUCGUUGUUCUCUUCAAAUAUCUACAAGAACAUCAUCAGGAAGCAAGCCUCAGACAACGAGAUGCAGUGGGUGAUCCGGAUCUCAGUGGUAGUGGUGGGUUUAGCUGGCACUGGCCUCACCUUCUUGGACAGCAGCGUCUUGGUCUUCUGGAUCGUGGGCGUAGACAUGUCCUACACCAUAAUGUUUCCUCAGCUGGUCUGCGUCCUCUUCUUUAAGGUGUCCAAUGGUUAUGGAGCCUGUGUGGGCUACAUCCUGGGCUUCGUCAUGAGGGUCCUGAGUGGCGAGCCACUCAUAGGCCUACCACCCGCCAUCAGAUUCCCUGGCUGUCGGUUGGACAAGGAGGGGAAAUUGACCCAGUUCUUCCCCUUCCGCACAACUAUAAUGCUCAUGUCAUUGCUGUCCAUUUUAUUCUUUUCUUGGUUGGCAUCCCAAAUUUUCAACAGAGGCCUUCUGUCAAACAAGUGGGAUGUGUUUGACAUCAAACGCAUGGAAGCGCAGACGGCUAGGGCUUCAGAUAGUAAACUCUCAGAAAGCAAAGAGGAUGGCCCUGCAGCCAAGCAGCUGCUGAACACCACCAGUUUGUAAAGAGGCUGAGGUCUGUGUGCCAUAGAGGGGGAACAAUAAAAAUAGAUUCCGCAACAUGCACAAUUUCUGUAAGUUCAGAUAUCGUAAGUUUAUAAUGAACACUUAUGGUGAUAUGUCACUGGAAUGAAGGCACUCCAGAUAUUAAGAUCAGUUUUAAACAGAAAGCCAUUUGAAACAUAUUUUAUAUAAAAGUAUAAAACUCUUUUUUUUAAUUGUUAAAUUUUAAUACAGAAAAAAGCUCUUUGCUUUAUACCUACCAAAGAAAAGAGUUGCCUAUUUUUGAUAUGUUUAAACAAGAUUACAAGUUUACUGUAUGGACUGUUUAUUAAAAAAAACAAGCACUGUCUGGAAAACAAAACAAAAAAACACUGCAACACACAGAUACAGUGUUGCAGUUAUUGCAUUUUCUCUGCUUGUGAAAUCUAAAGAGGAUUGAAAAAAACAAGAAACCGCCUCAGUUUCAUAGCAGAAGAAACAUGUUUACACAAAUCCACAGUAAAUAAAUCCACAGCCUCAUGAGAGAGGUGGUUUAAAACAAUAAUGUUGUUUAAUUAUUUGUAUUGCAGAACCUAAUACAUUUCAAGAAUAAAAUCUUAUGAAUUAGUUUCCAAUAUGUUGUUUUAAUUUCAUUGAGGUAGUAGACUGUAAUGCAUGCAGUCCAAACACAGGAUCUGGACUUGUGAACACACAGUUUCAGUUCGCUGGCAGAGUCAGGAUGUAUAAUAUCACAUUAGCAAUUAUAGCUUAUUAGACAGAAUAUAAAGGAAGUUUUAAACACAGGGGUCUAGUAAUUAUUUAUAUUUACUCAGAUAUAUUUAAUUGAGUAACAAUAAAAUAUGCACUUUUAUGUUGUAUGUUUAUUGUGCCAUACUUUUUAUUUUUACUUAAGUAAUAUUCUUGUAAGGUAUCGCCCUCCUACUCUAAUAAAAUCUCUCCUUUGUCCUCUGUGAGUAAUUUCACCUAUUCUAGAAUCAGGUAAACAUACAGUAAACAGCAGAUAUUAACUGUGGAAGUUUGUUACCCUGUCCUAACAUAUAUACAGUUCUCAUUGGAAAGACUGGUUUUCUAAGUGUUAUUUAAAUAGAACAAUAUAUAUUAGUCCUUGUGCAUAAAUUUGUUCUUUUAUAUCCAUGAAAUUUAUUGUUAUUCUUUAGGCAUUUGAGUCUUUAAAAUGCCUGAAUUUAUACAUUAAGUCUGUUUGCCAGCAUCAUUUAUAAAAAAUAUAAUCUGAUGUUAUUGUCCAACAUUUACUCAGUACUCAAGUAGCCUUUUUACCCAAAACUUUUUUUUACUUGGGCAAAACAUUUUAAAGUAGAGCUAUUUUUACUUGAAUACAACUUUAGGGUACUGUACCCACAUCUGGUUUUAAAUAUGUAGAUACUGGUAUGUCCCACUUUGAACAUGUGUUCUCUGCUCAACCACAAAAUAAACCUAGAAAGGCUGUUUUGAAGUAACGAUUUACCCCUUUGUGUUUGAUAAAAAUACAUUUUUGGUGAGGCUAAACUGUUAGCCUUAGCUUGGUCAUUGAAUUGUGUCAUUGUUUUUGUAAAAUAAAUAUAUAGUUUAAAAAAUGUCUAGACAGAGGGCUAUAUUAGAUAUUAGUAUUGUCACAAAGGGGGAGGUUUGACAGGAGGACCCAAAUGCAGACUGAGCUGAAGGAGUUUACUUGAAGGUUUAAUAACAAAAGUUCAACAGAAGUAAAAGUCCAAAAACAUAAAUCCAGCAAAAAUCCAAAAAUUCUGAAAACCAGGAAUACUCACAACAAGAAGGGGACAAAGUAAUGACAACAAAUCAGCAAAGAGUGACUGAGCAGAAGGAGAAUAAAUGGGAGAGAGAAACAAAGAACGGGCUAAAUAGCAGAUUGGAAGCUGGUGUGAACAGAGGCAGGAAGGGAGCUAGGGUAAAGGAGACUGAGACAAGAGAGCAAACAGGAAAUAUCUAAGAACUCAAAUACAAUCAAAAAUACCUAGAACACAAGAAUCGAAAUAAGACCAAUGAAAACUCAGAGAUAAAACUUAAACAAAACCAAAACCAUGACAAGUAUAUUGGCAUGUCAUUGAAAUUUUGCUUUUGUUUUUUGGAACUUGAAGCCUGAGGUCAUAACUUGGUUUACAAAUCAAGAGGUGUAGGGUCCUCAGAUCAAUUUCAGAAAUCAAAAUCAAUAACCAUCCAAAGGCAAAGCAUAUUAAUCACAUAAACAUCAGACGAAAAACAACAUUUCUGCAUAGAUUUAGUUUUUCCUCGUCAUCUUUCCCUGUUUUAACUGAUUUAAAACUUUACCCAAUUAAUACCUUGGGUCAUAAGCCUUUUACACUUUUAUGUUUGGGGGUCAAACCUGAAUAUUAUGGAAACCCCUGCUGUACAGUUUAAGCAGUUAAUAUUUUAAGUUUUUUAACCAUAUUCCCUUGAUUCUUUUCUUUGGUUUAUGUCAGGCAACAUUGCUGGCUAUAAACAGUGCUCUAAAAUGUCCCAGCACAUAUUUGGUAAGAUGUUUCUAAAUCUUUGUAGUUCAUGAGUUGGUUAACACAAGAAAUUGGAGAGUUAAAUCUGAUAUCUUUGCUUGUUGUGGCUGUGGAUGAAAUAGCUUUAGACUCAGUAAAAGCCUUAGUGAGAGGGUUUGUUUUGCCUCUAAGGUUUCAGGUAAUCCUGCACUUCUUACACCUUUCUGUCAAAUAGUUCUUUUUGUUUUGUUUUUAAACAGAUACUUUCCUGAGACACCGAAUUUCAAAGUGCUUAAUUUUUCUAUAUUUGAUGAUCAGGUUGUUAAAACUUUUAAGUUUCCAUCUUUAUGACAUAAACUGACUUUUUUAUUGUGCAAAGAGAUUAUUGUACAUUUGUAAAACCUGGCAUUCUUUGUUAAUUAUCAUUAAUAAUAUUGCGUUAUGUUGUACUUCCUAACAGCUGUUUAAUUCACUUUGCUGAUACCUAAUGGAGGGCUAUCAGUGACUUUUAUCCAAACAAAGAUGAAUAGAAAACGAUCCCUAGGUUGGCAUGCUGGAAACACAGAUAUGCAUCCUUGAUUUUAUAAAUCCAGUACUGAUUUCUACAUUGUAUGAUCAUUUUGAGCUGUAUAUUGACAUUUUUGUAUUAUGGUUUAGUGGAAUGUAUAUUUAGAAAUGUUGAUCUAAAUUUAAAUGUCUGCCUUGAGUUUUGCAGAACAUUACAGUGUUUUUUGUCCAUCAGAGUAUCUUAACUACACAGUUUGCCUUUGUGUGAAUAAACAUGCUUUGGACAUAACAGAUUGGCCUAAGAGUAUCUUGGAGACAUUAAUCCAUCCUUAGUGAGAUACGGCUGGAUAACUGUACCACACUUUAUUUUGGCAUUAGUGGGUCCUUAAUCAGUCUUCAGGUGCAGAAUGCUUGUCGAUAUGUUUUAUCUCAAAAAGAUUUGAGUACAAUCUACUUGCUGCCCUUCCAUUAUAGGAUCAGUUUUAAGAUUAUGUUAUGUGAGAUCUAGUCUUCUUAGUUGAGCCAACUUUUAGCUCUUGUCAUUACCUAGAACCUAGCAUAAGCUCAGAGGGGACCUGGUCUUCUCUGUUGGCAGUCUUAAACUGAUCAAUGAUCUGCUACUGUACAUUAGAAAGUAUUCUUCUCAUCCUUUUUCAGUCUUUUUUUUUAAACAAUAUUUUCUCUCUGGCUUUUUAAACUUAGUUGGGUUUUGAUUUUAUGUCGAUUUAUGUUGUUUUACAUUGUUUUUU
Molecule: messenger RNA, 5614 nt
Organism: Cyprinodon variegatus (sheepshead minnow)
Lineage: Eukaryota; Metazoa; Chordata; Actinopteri; Cyprinodontiformes; Cyprinodontidae
Product: high affinity choline transporter 1-like
Exons: 9
Coding region: 259-1917 (552 amino acids)
Biological process (GO): acetylcholine biosynthetic process; choline transport; transmembrane transport
Cellular component (GO): plasma membrane
Molecular function (GO): choline:sodium symporter activity
Source: RefSeq, a predicted model, not a curated record